Molecule: messenger RNA, 606 nt
Organism: Sporothrix brasiliensis 5110
Lineage: Eukaryota; Fungi; Ascomycota; Sordariomycetes; Ophiostomatales; Ophiostomataceae
Exons: 3
Coding region: 1-606 (201 amino acids)
Biological process (GO): autophagy; autophagosome assembly
Cellular component (GO): phagophore assembly site
Source: RefSeq, a predicted model, not a curated record
AUGGAGCAUCGCACGAUUGACUUCAACGUUGAGGCCUUUGUCGAUCCGUCGUCUGUCCAAGAUGUUGUUCGGGGCAUCCUCCAUACCAUCUUCUUCCACCGCUUCUUCCCCUCCGUCAUGCCCCGCACCCGCAACGUCCUCGACCUGACGCUGCCCUACAUUGACGACAACGAACUCGAGACCCUGAUCGACCAGCGGACGCAGAUGCUCGUGCGCCAGCUCGAGGAGGAGAAGUCGGCCAGCAUCAACGACGGCAGCCAUGGCGGCAGCAACAGCCGGGGCGGCCGCGGCCAGAUCUCGGUGCAGUUCUUCGAGAAGCGCCGCCGCAAGGCGUGGUAUGUUAUGCGCGGCGAGGAGGAAGUGUGCUGGGAGAGCUGGACAGUCAAAGUCACCGUGGCCGAGCCGCGCACAGAAAGUGAACGGGCCAAGGUCCGCCAGGCCAUGGAGUCCACGCUUCUAGCCGCCGUCAUGAAAAUCGUCACCUCCGUCAACGCCAACAAGGACCACAUCCCACCCAUCACCACCUCCGAGUCGAACCCGUUUCCGUACCAGAUCAAUGUCAACCAGAAAGAGGCCGGCUGGGCAGCACGGAUGGGCAUAUACUAG